This is a messenger RNA of Alligator sinensis (Chinese alligator), 3762 nucleotides long. RefSeq names its product sestrin-3-like. The record is from RefSeq and is a predicted model, not a curated record. The transcript has 9 exons. Gene Ontology annotation, molecular function: L-leucine binding; oxidoreductase activity, acting on peroxide as acceptor. Gene Ontology annotation, biological process: cellular response to L-leucine; positive regulation of macroautophagy; negative regulation of TORC1 signaling. Gene Ontology annotation, cellular component: nucleus. Lineage: Eukaryota; Metazoa; Chordata; Crocodylia; Alligatoridae. Bases 481 to 1749 code for a protein of 422 amino acids.
GGGCGGGGGGCCCGCGGCGCGGCAGCCGCUGCUUCUCCCCGGUGGGCUCCGGUGCCAGGGGCCAGGCCAGCUGCGAGGUGCUGCCUGCGUGGUGCCGCCCCCGGGCCUGGGACCUGGCCAAGGGGAGCUGGGAGCUGCGUCUGGGGCCGUGGGGCAGCCAUAGGCCUGGCCGCUGCUCUCCAGGCCUGAGCACUGCCCUGAGCUUUGUCCGGGUUCCCCCUGGCAGUGGCCUCAUGCUACCGGUUCAGGAGCCUUGAGCGGAGGCUGCUUCAGGCAGGUGGUGCUGGGCACUGGCUUCUGCGCUGCUCGGUCCCCAGUGCGUCCUGAUCCUCCCUGCUGGAGGGUCUGGACCUGGGGCACUUCGCUGGAGCUUAUGAGCAGUCUCCGGAGACAGGGCAUCUGCUGUGUCCGGGUCCAUCCUGCCUCUGGCUCAGGCAGGGGCACCGUGGAAGGAGCUCUUGUGCGGGCCAGGUGGGGAAGAUGACCAGCAGUGACCCCGAACGGCCCCAGUUCCUGUUCGUGAAGGCGCUGGCCAGCCGGGGCCGCGCGGAGGCCGUGACGCAGCAGAUGGGCUACCACCCGCAGUACCUGGACAGCUUCCUCAAGACACAGCACUACCUGCUGCACAUGGACGGCCCGCUGCCCUUCGCCUGCCGGCACUACAUCGCCAUCAUGGCAGCUGCCCGGCACCAGUGCCGCUACCUGGUGAAUCUGCAUGUACUGCAGUUCCUGCGCAUGGGGGGGGACCCCCAGUGGCUGCGGGGCCUGGCCUUUACUCCGCCCAAGCUCCGCAACCUCAAUGAGAUCAACAAGAUCCUGGCGCACCGGCCCUGGCUGGUCAGCAAGGAGCACAUUGAGAAGCUUCUGAAGAUCAGCGAGCAGAGCUGGUCUCUGGCCGAGCUGGUCCACGCCGUGGUGCUCCUGGCGCACUGCCACGCCCUGGCCAGCUUCGUCCUCGGGUGCGGCUGGGGGCAGGACGAGCGGCCAGAUGGCCGGGCUGUGCCAGCACCCACCUCACCUGGGAACCAGUGCUUCUGCGAGGCUGGCAGUGGCAAUGGCUGCAGCCAGGAACUGUUGCGCAUCAACCGCAAGCGGUCCCUGGACUCCUGCGUGGAGCUGGAGUCGCUGCGGGACCGUGCCCAGAAGAUCCACCCAGAGGCCGAGGGCAGGGAGGAGACGAGGCUGCCCCAGCCAGACAGGGAGGAAGACUUACACGGGGAAGCUGUCAGCACCGCAGACCUCUCCUGCUACCUGCAGGACCCCGACUUCGCAUACCAGGACUUUGCCCGGCGCGACGAGGAUCACACACAGAUCUUCAGAGUCCAGGACUACUCCUGGGAGGACCACGGCUUCUCGCUGGUGAACAGGCUCUACUCCGACAUUGGGCACCUCCUGGAUGAGAAGUUCCGCACCGUGGACGGGCUGCGCGGCAGUGUUAUGGCCAAGCGGCAGGGCUGCGAGCCCUCGGCCUUCAAGCGCGGCAUCUGGAACUACAUUCACUGCAUGUUCGGGAUCAGGUACGAUGACUACGACUAUGCCGAAGUGAACCAGCUCCUGGAGCGGGCGCUCAAGGUGUACAUCAAAACUGUGACGUGCUACCCCGAGAAGACCAACCCUGAGACGUUUGACCGCUUCUGGAAGCAGUUCAAGCACAGUGAGAAGGUCCACGUGAACCUGCUCAUCCUGGAAGCCCGGAUGCAGGCGGAGCUGCUGUAUGCGCUGCGCGCCAUCACCCAGUACAUGAUCUAGCUGGACCGGUGCCCACCCGCGCAAACGGCUGGCCAGCGCGGGGCAGGGCGCUCUGUCUGCUCCGGUUACCAGACUGACUUUCCUUUUCCCUGUGGGCCACAGUGUGUGGCCCGUGAUGUGCAAUGACCAAGCUGGGAGGAGAGUCCAAGCUGCGGCAGGGAGGGCUGCCAAAGCUGCACCCCAUCCUCCAGGGCUGCUGGAGCCAGCUCCGACGGGCAGCAACAGGCCACGCCGUGAGCCAGGCCAUCCCACUGUGCUGAUCUGGUGCCUCCCUGGCGAUGACGCUUCUUCCUGAGGAACAUCGUGGGCAUGGGGCCAGGCAAUGGGCAAACUGUGGCCGGUGGCAGGGGAGAGGUUGGCUCCAAUCUGCUUCAGGGACCUCAGCCCCUCGCAAGCCUUGGGCUGGGCGGCAGGCCGCCCCCUCCCUCCCCUGCCAGUGCAGCCCCCUGCCCUCACUCCUGUGCCAAACCCUUUUUGGGGCAGAGGGAGCUGCUGGCCAGGCCUACUCCACACUGAGCCCGUGGCUGGGGGAGCGGCUGGCACUGCCCAGCCCCAGGGCAGGCAGGGAGGGUGGCUGCGGGUCCUAGCGGAGGCUGCAGCAGGGCAGAAACUGGGGGUCCCUCCUGCAGGCUUCUGCUGUGCUUCCUUGGUGCUGAGAGGCAGAGGGUGAGUGCAGGAUCAGGGAGGGCAUGUUCUCCUGGGAGCUGGGCCUGGCCCUGGCCCCUGUGGCUGGCUGCUCGCUGCUCGGUGCCAGUGUGAGGCCUGCUCCUGCCUAGGCGAGCCCUGGGAGCUGAGGCAAGUGGGACCACCAGGCAGGGGUGGUGCAGGGCAGCAGAGAGCUGUCCAGCCCCCCUGCCAUGGGCAUGUCCCCUCCUUGGUUAGGUGCUGCUCCAGGACCCCAGCUUGGCUCCAGGGGUGCAGGCCAGGUCCUGCUCCUGGAGUUCGAGGGAGGGCGGCAAGGCCCGCCUGCGCGCUGCUUCAGUCAACCUGUUUACUGCGUACGUGUGUGAAGAAAACUGCGUGUCUGGAAGCUACAGAAAAAGCCUAUUUUUGCUAUAAAUAUCAUUAUGUUUGACAUGGGCCGUGGCCUUGCUGCCUUCUUGGGGCAGCCUGGCCCCCCUGCUUGGUGCCAGGGGGCAUAGCAGCCACUUACCUGCAGCAGCUCUAGGCUGGCCUCAGCCUAGUCUGCCAGAGUCCACUCACCUGGCUGGUCCCUGCUGGAGAAGGCAUCGCCCGGCGGUUUCCUGGCUUACAGAGCAGGCAAAAGAGCCACCCCCACGGACAUGAGCCAGCAAGCCUGGUGCAGCAGGAAACACCUGCUCUUGGCCCGUGUGCACGCACAGAUGGAGUGCUGCAGGAUCUGGUCCCUUCUCAUCCUACUUUAUGGCCAUCGGCUUGGGCACUGCAUAGAUUAGGCUGGUGCUGGUCUGUGCCCACUUGGGCCUUGCUCGGAGCCAGGGGGCUGACACUCAUGGGCAGGCGCACAACUCUGGGCAGAGCCACAGCAGGUCUCUGGGCACUGGGGGCAGAUGCUCCCACCCCAGAAGCGCAGCUACUCACCACCCCCUCCAGCCCCAGCUGCUAGUUGCCCACUUUCCCGAGCUGGGAUCAGACAUAGGCACAGGGAGGAUGGUGUGCUGCUGCCCUGAAGGGCAGGGUUACAUGGCUUGCCAAGCCCCAGCCGUCCCCAGAAGGCAGUGCCAGGGCUGCUUGCCAGGCCCAGGCUUUACCAGCAGACUCCUGGCCUACACAUGCUGCCAGCUACGGCAAGGCAUGGCAGGGCAGCUGGUUCUCCCGCUCAAGGUGACAGACACCACAUCCCCUCUACAGCUGCCUUGGUCCACAGAGCGACAGCUCAUGCUCUGGGGCAGCAGCAUGAUGGAUUCAACCCCGGGUCUAGGCCCACACUUGGGUCCAGUGCUCUUGGCAGGGCCUGGCCAGCUUGGGAGGGUCUCGCUUCAGUGCCUAGAACAAGCAUCAGCUGUAACAGGAACAUCCAGGACUGAACAGGUC